Messenger RNA from Nerophis lumbriciformis (worm pipefish), 312 nucleotides. Lineage: Eukaryota; Metazoa; Chordata; Actinopteri; Syngnathiformes; Syngnathidae. The record is from RefSeq and is a predicted model, not a curated record.
AUGGCACAGGCAGUGCAAAAGCUGGUCUCUAAAGUACCAACUUUGGUUGGCGCCGCUGUCGCCUACUCUAAACCUCGGCUAGCAACAUUCUGGCACUACGCCCGCGUUGAACUUGUCCCACCAAGUCCAGCCGAGAUCCCCAAGGCCAUUGAAGGGGCAAGCAACAUCAUCAAGGGUUUCCAAACUGGGCGUCUCGGUCAAACUACAGUAAGGGAUGCUUUUAGGAAUGGGCUGGUGGCUACGGAAGUACUGAUGUGGUUCUACAUUGGAGAGUGCAUUGGAAAAGGAGGACUCAUUGGCUAUAAUGUCUAA